Molecule: messenger RNA, 3474 nt
Organism: Closterium sp. Naga37s-1
Lineage: Eukaryota; Viridiplantae; Streptophyta; Zygnematophyceae; Desmidiales; Closteriaceae
Source: the annotation of a GenBank genome assembly
AUGGCGGCGGCCGAGUGCGCGCCGCAGUUUCGCGAGUUCCAGUGGCUGCCGGAAACCGCCAAGGCGCUAAUCGCCGCUUCGCUCUCUCCUAAGGAUGCUGUCUCGCUCGCUCUCACCUGCAAGGACCUCCGCUGCAUAGCGCGCCCCUUCACGGCCCGCGAGUUUGCCUGCAAGGCAUGCGGCGCGCGCCUCUUCUCCCCGCGCGCCCUCAUUCCCUGCACCACCCGCCCCUCUCCGCCUCCCUCCGCGCCGCCUCUCUCCCCCGCGGGUUCCUCAUUUCGCAACAGCAGCCGCGCAUCCCCCAACGUCCUCCUGUUUCCGCCCGACGCCUCCACAGCGCCGCCAGCGGGCGCGCCGUCGGUGCCGCUGCUGCUGCUGCUGGACGACGGCGCGGCGGCGUGCGUGCAGGGUGGCGAGGUGGAGGAAGGGGGGGCGAUACGCGCGCUGCACUCCAACGUGCCCUUCAUCGCCGUGCCGCGCCUCUACUACUUUCUUCCCUCUCCUCCCCGCCCCAUUGCGUGUGCGCGCGCGGCAGCGUGGGGACGGGCGUGCGCGCAUCUGAUGGACGCGGCGACGCUGCACUGCGCGCGCUGCCUGCUCUUCCUCGGCAUCCAGGUCCGCACCGUCUUCCCCCGCCUCGCCGCCUCCCCCUCCCCUCCCGCCUCCGCCUCCCCCUCCCCCGCCCCCGCAUUCGCCGCGUCCCACACACCUCCUCCCGGCGCAUCCUCCCCCACCGCCGCGUCUCCCGCUCCCCCCCCCAGCGCCCCACCAUCUUCCCACACUGCUACUAGUGCCCCGCCCGCUCACGCUCAUGCCGCGGCCACGGAAGGCGCGGCAGCAGCAGCGGGGGGCGCGGGGCAGCAGCUGGGGCUGUAUGCAGCGGAGGCGAAGGCGUUCCUGGUGCGCAAGUACCUGGACCUGCUGCGCCCCGCCUCGUACCCGGGACUAGUGGGCGCAUCACCACCACCACCACUGCCAACGCCAGCACCAGAACCUUCAGCAGCAGCGGCAGUAGCGGCGGGGUUGGCGGAGGUUGCAGCGGCAGGGGGUGGAGGGCAGGGGCGUGUGCAGGUGUAUGCGGAUGGGCUGUCGGGCGAGGGGGAUGGCAGGCACGCUGUACUGUGCUCGGGGCGACGGGGGCAUGUGGGUGGGGGCAGUGGCGCGCAGGGCAAGGCGCCGUGCCUGAACGUGCUCUUCCACUCGCACCAGGUACUGUUUGACAUCACUCGAGAGGGCCGCACGGGUACCACAGGGCUGUGGGAUGGUGGGUUGGGUGGUGGCGGGCAGGUGCUGAGUGCGAGGCACUGCUGGGAUGCGGGCAGUGGCACGGAGGUGGCGGUGUACUGCAAUGCACUGCACCCGGGCGCCUUCCUGCUUGCCCCACCGCGCACCGAGGAGCUCGCGCAGGGCGCCAUGCAGGUCGCUGACGUGGCGUGCGCCAGGUGUCACGCGCCGAUUGGGUGGAAGUUCUGCUCGCUUGCGGGACAUGGCACGGAUCUGAGGAACUUGAACCAGUACUCUUGCUGCUUGCAGGUGGGCAGGUUCGGCAUUGUGCUGUCUUCCAUCCACCGAGGCAAGGAGUUCCUCCCAGCCUGGAGGGCUGCUUCGGUGUGGGAGGACUCUGAGGAGUAUGAGGAGGAAGAGGAGGAAGAAGAGGAUGAUGAGGAAGAUGAGGACGAGGAGGAAGAGGGGGAGGGGGAAGAUCUGUCUCUGUGUGCGGGCGCUGUCUCGCAUCUGCCGCUACCACACGGCGGAGUAGCACCUGCUGCAUGCGCCACUCACCCACACCAGCUGCAAGCAGCCUUGUGCAUGACUGGGUGCCAAUCCAAGCAGCUUCUUUGGAACCUGCGGAGGCCGCCCCACCCCGUGGUGCUGCAGUGGAUCGCGGAGGCUUGGGAUCAAGUCCCCAAGCAGAUCAUCAUCGACGCGUUCCGCCACUGUGGGAUCUCAAGCAAGCUGGACGGAACGGAGAACCACCUGGUGAUGUCUCACCUGCGCGCCAGGAGCACCACUGAUGUCUCCGCGGACAUGUCCCUCGGGGGGACCACAUGCGACAACACGCGCCUGCUCGGUCGGGCUCCAGAGGAGGAGGAGGAGGAGGAGGCGAUGCAGGCGGAGGGCGUGCGGGAGGUGGCAGUGGCAACCGGCCUGGAGGUGCUGUACCAGGAGACCCCCAACUACUGCGGGGCGGCGGCCGAGGCUGACCGCAUGAUCGAGCCUAGGGAGACGGCUAGGCAUGCCUGGCGAGUGCCAGACCUGGGUCUCGCCACCAUCGCGGGACACAGCUGCACCAGCAGCGUAGCUGGCCUUGCCCUGCUCAUCCUGCCCGCGUGUGUGGCCCACGUCACUGCACCAACGGAAAUGAACCUCCUCGAAGGUGGCAUCUCCUCUGUCUUCCAACCACCUUCAGCAGCCAUGGCCGCGGUCGCAGUCACCCUUCCCACGGUCGCGUCCUUCGCUACAGCUUCCGCUGGGAAGAAGGCGGUCCCUUGCAAGGCCGCUCAUGUGGCCGCUCUGCCCGUCUUCCGCUCUACAAGGAGCACUGCACAAAGGCGUGGCGCCGCUCUUAGAGUGACGUGCAGCAGCACCAAGCCGGAGGCGGAGGUGGCUGAGAGGGUGGAGAAUGCGGGCGAGCAGGAGGCGUUCCUGGCGUCAGGCUUCUUGGAAAAGGCGACGCUCAUGUCGGCUGCUGCCAUGACGCCGCUCCUGCUCAACGUGCAGCUCCACCGCUGUUCUAUUUCUCCUCGCCGCGCCCUCCUCACGGCCCUCGCUCUCCUAUCCCGCUUUUCGGAAGGUUCUCACCUGUUCUUUCUUUCCGAUUCCGUACGAGAUCCCUCCUUUAUAAAACCGACUCCAUACCGCGCACAUUGCCUCCUCCCCCACCCGCGAGAGCAGGACGCGAUGGCCGCCGGCGGCGAGUUCGGCCUGCUGGAGGGCCGGACGGCGGCGCUGGUGCACCCGUUCGUGAUGGGCGGGCUGUUCUUCACGACGCUGUACGCCUUCUACCUGGGCCGCCAGUGGAAGCAGGUCCGCGUCGUCGGCGAGAAGAUCCAGGACCUCAAGAAGCAGCUCCCCGCUGGCGAGGACGCUGCAGCGGCGUCGCCGGUGUCCGGCGAGAUCGCCACGCUCACCGCGCAACGCGCGGAGCUGGUGAAGGGCAACUACCGCGAGAAGCACUUCAACGUGGGGUCGUUGCUGCUGGGCUUCGGCGUGCUCAUCGCCGUGGAGGGCUGCGUCAACACCUGGUUCCGCACCGGCAAGCUCUUCCCCGGCCCCCACCUCUGGGCCGGCGCCACCAUCACGGUGCUGUGGGCACUGGCUGCGUCGCUGGUGCCGGCGAUGCAGAAGGGCAACCCAGUGGCGCGCAAGGCGCACGUGGCGCUCAACAUGCUCAACCUCGCGCUCUUCGUGUGGCAGAUCCCCACUGGCCUUGAGAUUGUCGGCAAGGUCUUCGAGUUCACCUCGUGGCCUUGA